UUUUGGCGAAUUAUUUGGCCCAUAUACUGCCUGCCCCCACUUUCAAACCACGCCCGUGCAAUAGACGUCAAAACAUUUUUCAGUGGGUAGCACCCACCACAGAUAAAAAAAGCAAAAAAAAAAGAUCUGUUUGUUUUGUUUUUUAUCCUACUUCAACCGCUAUGAGUCAAAAGAGUGUUAUUUUGUUUCCUUCUUUCUCGCACCAAUUGCUUCAUCACGAUAGGCCAUUACAUUUUUUAUGUAGUUUUUAGUUGUUUUUUGGUAAGCUCAAACGGUCGGUUCCAGGCUCGAACUUAGUACUGUUAGUUGUAGAAUAUUAUGUUGCAGCGCUUUUCCAAUUGAUCCAUCCUCUGGUCUGAUUAAAUCAUCGUCUAAGAAGCGUUCUUAAAGCAGAAAAGUGGACGGACAAUGUCUGCCAAAAGAACAAUCCAGAAAAAAUUAAGUGCAGCUGCAUUGAUGCGAGCCAUUCAAUCGCAAAAUGCUUCGGACGAGGCUACGAAUAACUUUACGGUAGCACCAGAGAAGAAAGAUGCUUCAUCGCAGACGGAGUCGAAUGAAUCCGUGGAAGGGAAUGAUAGCCUGGCUAUCAAAAUAAACAAAUGCCUUUUGCUGUUGUCUCACUUGAAUACAAAAGUGGAUGCGUUGGGCGCGAAUCAAUAUCAGCAGCCUGGAAGAUCUUCAAAUGAGCAGAUCAAUCUGUCGAAGAUAACUUUCCAACCCGUUAAAAGUUUGGCCGAUUUUGAAAGCUUGGAGGAUCGCUGCCGAGAUGAAUCGUUUGUGAAGGAAAUUGUUGCCUCCAUUGGAAAUAUUCACGGUCGUCACAGAUAUACAAGUCAAGGAGCAACGGUGAGUCUUCGAAUAAUCGACUACUUCUUCGCUCGCAAUUUCCUGCUACAGUGCUCGUGGACAGGUGCUACUCGUUCGUCCGGUAACAAGGAAGCAAAAAAGCAAAAAGUACCGUUCAUGAAGUUUGAUAGAACGAUUGAUUUGUUUUAUCAAACGGUGCUUUAUUCCGACCCAUCCUAUACGCUAGAUGAAUGCAAAACUUUUCUGCACCGCUGCUUGAAGAACGCACAUCAACGGUUCGCGGAGGUAACCGGAAUAAGAAAACCAGUCUCGAGAAAACGGAAGCAAUUGACGAACGAAGUCGUUCCACCUGAAGACCGUAUGGCCGGAGGACAGAGUAAGGAUUUCGACAACAUUGCAGAGGCAGAUACAAGUUACAACGAAGGAUCACUGGUAGAAACCAACGGAAAUGCAUCGUGGCAAGUAGAGUUUCUGGAGGAAGAGGAGAAUUUGCCGCCAAAGUGGUUAAAAAUUGAAAAUUAGCACCGUGGAAUGGAACAUUGAUUGAUUUUUUGUUAAACUUUUAUUUCAGUGAUGAACUUCUAAAAAAUAAAACCGAAACGUGAAUUCGACGAGAAUAAAUUGUGGUUUUUAUUCAAACAUGACAGUUUUUUUAUUUGACUUUGCUCAUUUCUCAGGAAGAGUAUGAUGUAACGGUACAAAAAUAGUUUCUUCGUGAAUUUCUAUCGCAACCAAUUUACAAAAAAUGCUGCUGAAUGGAUAAAGCUUACAAGAAC
This is a messenger RNA of Aedes aegypti (yellow fever mosquito), 1583 nucleotides long. RefSeq lists its product as uncharacterized. The transcript has 2 exons. The record is from RefSeq and is a predicted model, not a curated record. NCBI's taxonomy places the organism in Eukaryota, Metazoa, Arthropoda, Insecta, Diptera, Culicidae. The coding region runs from base 409 to 1329 and encodes 306 amino acids.